Molecule: messenger RNA, 2387 nt
Organism: Bactrocera oleae (olive fruit fly)
Lineage: Eukaryota; Metazoa; Arthropoda; Insecta; Diptera; Tephritidae
Product: serine protease grass
Biological process (GO): proteolysis
Molecular function (GO): serine-type endopeptidase activity
Source: RefSeq, a predicted model, not a curated record
UUGUGGACUUUAUCGAGAAUGGACGACUUUUUUGGAUGACCUAAGCAUAGGUCAUUCGCAUCUUCUGAACUGGCAUGUACCUAAAAGCAUUCAUAAAAUCACUUAUCAACCAUUGUUAUUGAUGGCCCGAAGUUAUUUUAAUAUUUACUAAGUUUUUUCUAGGCGGUCGAGAUGAUUUUCCGAAAAAAAAACUUUUUCUAAUUCAAUCAAAGUGCCCUCGUAAUUAAUCAAAUGAAUGAAGAAAACAAUUUAAGUAUGAUAAAUCUCAACUGUUAUCGGUAUACCAAGCGCACCAUAUUGAGUUAUAUAUUUUUGCAACUUACACGAGAUGGUUUCUAUCAGCCGCGUAAAAUUAAAGAGUUUUAAAAUACGCAAAUUCAGCUGAAAAAAUAUUGAGUACUAUACAGACACUAACGGGUGCGAGAAAAUUUCAUAGUUUAUAUUAGACGUCGAAAGGAAUUUUUUUGAUAUUGGUUUCCCCAUAAAAAAUACCCUCGAUAGGUCAUCGCCGGAACCAUCAAGUAAAGGCUAUGAAAAAUGAGCAGUUUUAAAAAUUUCCAUUUCAUUUCAACUGAGGUUUGAACCCACUAUCAAAAAAGCACACGGUGACUAGUUGUAUUUGGUAUAUAAACGGAAUACUGAGUACCCCUUUCUUUAAUCAUACACUCUCAAGCGACUUAACCAAGCACUAUAGAAGUGAAUUAGUAAGACUUGAAUUGAGUUUUUUAUUUGCUUAGACUCUAUUCUUUCAUUUCACUUUUAACUGUGUCAGCGACUAGAGCAUAGCAGUUGUAUUAGCUUAAAGCUCACAAUGACGGACCAAAUGGUUACUCUUUCCUAUUUGACGCUGUUAAUAAUACUGAAAAUAUUAAUGUUGGCCCAUGCUGUCGGUAACGAAGAAAAAGAAAAUGAAGACGUAACCUGCCGGGCGCCAAACGGCUCGCCAGGAUAUUGUCUACUUUAUACAGAAUGUGCUAAUCUAACAAAUUGGAAAAUACAAAAUAAUAUACAAACUUCGAAUGAUCUGAAUAAAAUGUUUUGCCAAAAUGAUCAAGUCCACGUUUGCUGUAACCGAACCAAUUACUACUUCUCCGAUACCAAUUACAUAUCACAAUUAAAUCCUAAAGGCUUAGCAAUACUCGAGGAAGAAAAAUGUUAUCGACUAUCAGGGGAUCGUGUUUCCAAUGGAAAAUCUGUACGACUAGGUCAAUAUCCAUUUAUGGCAUUAUUGAAAUAUAUCGUUGAGGGUCGCCAAUUUUUAUGUGGUGGUACAUUGGUCACAUCCAGAUUCGUGUUGACGGCUGCUCAUUGUAAAACAGAUCAAUUGUUUAGUGUGCGCUUGGGCGAACAUGAUAUCUCUACAGAUGUGGACUGUCUUAGCUCCUCGAUACGCCUAUGUUUGCCGGAACCGGAAGAAUAUGAAAUCGAAGAAAUCUUCAUACAUCCUCAAUAUAUGAAUCCACGCUUAACGCAUGAUGUGGCCUUACUAAAACUGAAGCGUGAGGUUAAAAUUCAAGUACAUAUUAGACCCAUUUGUUUACCCAUUUCGCAACUCGUCUACGACCAUAGCGAUGAAAUACAAUACUAUACCAUUGCCGGCUGGGGACAUACCGAAAAUAGUUAUAGCACUAAUGUUUUGCAGCAUGCAGAAAUUCCCCAUCAACCACGUGAGGUUUGUCAGAAGAUAUUCGCUGAAUCCGGUGUAAAUAUCACCUACGAUCACAUUUGUGCUGGCGGUGAGAAUAGAAUCGAUACCUGUAAGGGCGAUUCUGGAGGCCCUCUUUUUGCAACUGUACCGUUUAAGACAUUCAAUUCCCUAAUAAUAUAUCGUCAAGUGCAAUUUGGUAUUGUUUCGUUCGGUUUGACCGGUUGUGGAGGUGAAAAUGUAAAUGCGGCGGCCUAUGCAAAUUUAAUGGAAUACAUGCCAUGGGUCACAGAAAUAAUAGGGAACAAUACAUGAGGAUCUGCUUGAUAUUUUUUUGAAGAAAUACAUAUUUAAAUAUAUAAUGUACAUAUUCGCAUAUGUAUAUAGAUACAUACAUAUUUAUACAAACAUCACUGGAAAUCUGGAAAAUAAUUAAGAAUAUCUUCGAAGAGAUUCACAUACCAAUUUUGCUUUACACAAAGUUUUCAAAGCUAAGCAAAGCAAAGCGAAGCUAAAUACAUUGGGCAUUUUCCAUUUGUUAUGUUUUGACAAGCAGCAGUCGUAAUUUUUUUACCUAUUUCUUUAUUUCUAUUAUGUUUUAAUUUAUAUCAAAACACAUUUUUAAAACAUGUGUCUAUGUUUAAUUUAACAAUAUUUAUUAAUCGCUUAAGAUGAAAAAACAAAACACGAAAUAUUAAAUGUCAGAAAGAAGCGCGAAGAGAAAAGCGGUCAUUCUAAAACA